Ramularia collo-cygni is the source of this 1608-nucleotide messenger RNA. RefSeq lists its product as uncharacterized. Lineage: Eukaryota; Fungi; Ascomycota; Dothideomycetes; Mycosphaerellales; Mycosphaerellaceae. Bases 1 to 1608 code for a protein of 535 amino acids. The record is from RefSeq and is a predicted model, not a curated record. The transcript has a single exon.
AUGGAACAACACCCACCACCCGCGUUCGCGGACACCAUGCACGCGAAUCCGCCCGGUCUAGCCCUGAUGGCGGCAAUCCGACCUGCCACAAAGCACUAUCCCGUGGCAUUGCGCUGUGUGCGAGCGCUGUUCCUCAAGWCCGAAUACCGAAAAUGCGUCUCAACAUGCCACGACCUCCUGCAGAAUCAAAGCUAUCAGUCAAAUCCCAUACACAAGGCCUUUCUGCUCUUCUACAGCGCUAUUGCGUACGACGAGAUGGGCCGUGCGAUGCACCACAACUCCAUUGCGAAGAUUCCCGCUCUCGACAGUGCUGAGCAACUCUACCUCGCCGCCAUUCAUGCUCUUCCGUCGCCCAAGGAAGCCGAUCUACUCUGCAUCGCACUUGUGCAGGAGUCUCGUGCAGCUGCCUUCCUCGAGCACGACGAGUGUUCUCCAAUCCACAAUGACUUUGACCGAUUCGACGAGGCAUCCUUCUUAUCGUCACCUGCACGAGAUCGUUCCGACAGCAUCUCUGUCCAGUCCUCUAACCCUUCACGCCGAGCCGUAGCAUCCGAGCUCGACGAUCUCGAAAGUCAUGACAGCUUUUCCGAGCUCAUGACACCAAACCGCGUUCUUAACCGGCAAGAUUCGCGAAUAACGUUGCGCGAAGACACGACCCCGAUGAAGAGGCCACAAUCCGAGAUUCUAUCCAGUAACGGUCGUCCGGCUCCCGCGCGCAUGCAACGAGACUUCUCUAGGAUGUCACUAUUCGAGAGCCCGCAGCGCAAACCAGUUUCACAAGGACUACUACGGCCGAUCAGACCUGGCUCGCCCCCACAUCAACUCUACAUUCCCCUACGACUCCAGACAACACCGCCGGUUCCAUCAGCAGGCCAUACGAAACAAACCACUCAACAGACUCGCGGGUCGAGUUCACCCAAGUCUAUUGCUAACGCUCACGAUUACUUCUAUGAGGGCCCGCAUGUCGAUACUGAGCCAGUCUCACCGCUAUCUGAAAUGGAGAUGGAAUCCGAUUGCUACUUGUCAGACGUUUCAACCAUAUCAGCGAUAUCACCGCUGACCCCGACGCGCUCUCGCAAUGUAUCCUUCUCAUCAGACCGUGUUCACGACCGAGACCAAGAUCUAGACCACGAUCACGAUCACGAUCACAACCACGGCCACGGCCACGACCACGACCUUGAUAUUGAUCACGACCUGAACGAAAGCCUGUGUCUACGCUUCAAUGAUCAUCUAGACUCCAUKCGCAAGCAACUGGAGACGCACAUCACGCUUGUACAGCAAACCAAGGAAAAACUUCGAGGACUUCAGKCCGAUCGCGCUUCGUCGAAAGUCGCUCCUAUUACCGGAACACCACUGCGAGGUCGUCCUGGAGUUGCUGACAGAUCGUCUUGUCCACCAGGAUGGGCGAAGGAUCCGGAAGUGGUCAUCGCCUCAGGAGGCCUUCCUCGAGUCCGCAGCUACUGGUCAUUUGUUCCCGUGGAUGCAAAAGCCGCCGAGAAGCAGAGGCGCAUCAAAGCUGGCAGGGAGAGGAGAUGGGCGAGGAAGACAGAGCGCUUCAAUCCCACAAAAUACCAGGAUCUUUGCGAGAGGGCGCUGAAUGAGCUGUGA